UGAUAAUUUGAUCGAAUUAAUUCGUUUCGAGCAUUUUUCAUGUGGCCUCGUUACCACUGAACGUUUUGUAGUAAAAUGUCAAACGUAAAGGUGGAAUCAGGAGGUGAGAGGCAAGGAGUGGACUUGGAUAGGAUCCUGGUGGAGGAGGUCGGUCAGUUCGGAAGAUAUCAAAUCGUGACCCUCCUUCUAGCAGCACUUCCUGUUAUCUUCUCAGCGUUCGCUUCUGGGGAAUAUAUUUUUACGACUUCGAGAAUUCCAACAAGAUGCUUGAUCCCACAAUGCGAUGGUCCAAACCCUGUGUACGCUCCCGACUGGGUCCUGAACGCCAUCCCGGGCACAAGCACAUCCAAUUUCGACAACUGCGCACGCUUCGCCAACAGUAGUCAACCUGCAGACGUGAAUGGCGUCUGUCCUGCUGCCUGGUUCGACAACACGCGCACUGAAGAGUGUCAGGCAUAUGUGUAUCAAAAUACUGACAGUGUAGUUUAUGAUUUCGACCUCGCGUGCGACGAAUGGAAACGUUCUCAAAUUGGUUCCAUCCGUACCAUCGGUACAUUGCUGGUGCUACCGAUCACGGGCUACAUCUCCGACCGAUGGGGUCGCCGCGUCGCGCUCACCAUUAACGCCUUCAACACUGGCUGGAUCGGACUCGUCCGCUCCUUCGUUAACUCUUACGAGUGGUUCCUGGCCCUUGAAGUCAUAGAGUCCACUGUUGGUGCGGGCGCUUACUCUUCUUGUUAUAUUUUAGUAACGGAGCUCGUAGGACCUAAAUACAGAGUGGUAGCUGGUGCUACAAUGUCGACGAUGUUUGCACUUGGACAAGUGAUACUCGGGUUCAUAGCUUGGGGAGUACAUCCAUGGAGAACUCUCACGCAGGUGCUGUAUGCACCGCAACUUCUCGUCGUGUCCUACUUCUGGAUCCUCUCUGAAUCCGUCCGUUGGCUCAUGUCGAAAGGAAGAUAUGAAGAAUCCGAGGCGAUCCUCAAAAAAGUAGCCAAAAGAAACAAUAAAGAAAUUUCAGAGAAAUCAUUGGAAAGUCUAAGAGCUACAGCCGAAGCGGAGAAAUUGAUCGAAAAGCCUAAGGAGCCUUGGUUACCGACAUUAGUUUUUAAAUCGCGUGUCAUAUUAUCAAGAUGUAUCGUGUCUCCAGUGUGGUGGGUGACCAAUACUUUCGUGUACUACGGCAUGUCUAUAAAUGCGGUCAACUUAUCCGGCAACCGGUACCUCAAUUAUGUAGCGGUGACUGCGGUGGAGAUUCCCGGCUAUUGGGCGGCUAUUCUCCUGCUUGACCGGAUAGGAAGGAAGCCGGUGCUCAUUACAGGAUAUUGGUUGUGCGCUGCUUGCCAGUUCGGAUUUGCCUUCAUACCGAGUGAUAACGAGGGGCUAUCGAUGGCGCUUUACCUGAUCGGAAAGUUCAGUAUCGCGAUGGUGAUGACGUCAAUUUACGUGUAUACGAUGGAAAUCUAUCCCACCAAGUACCGACACAGCCUGCUCGCCUUCUCCUCCAUGGUUGGUCGCCUCGGAUCCAUCACGGCGCCACUUACCCCAGCUCUCGCAUUGGAGGUUUGGGAGAGCUUACCUUCUGUGCUGUUCGGUUCGUUCGCACUGGUCUCCGGGUGUCUGAUCUUCACGACGCCGGAGACGCUCGGCACCAAGCUCCCCGAUACCAUGGAGGAAGCGGAGCAGCUCAGCAAGAAGAAAACCAAAACAGAUCUUUAGAUGAUAUAAAUAA
Molecule: messenger RNA, 1732 nt
Organism: Papilio machaon (common yellow swallowtail)
Lineage: Eukaryota; Metazoa; Arthropoda; Insecta; Lepidoptera; Papilionidae
Product: organic cation transporter protein
Exons: 6
Coding region: 76-1719 (547 amino acids)
Biological process (GO): transmembrane transport
Cellular component (GO): membrane
Molecular function (GO): transmembrane transporter activity
Source: RefSeq, a predicted model, not a curated record